GGUCCAGCCUUCUAGGAACCUCGAAAUAACGAAAAAUGCGUACAAAGUGCAUACCAAUGGUUAAAACGUUAUUGACAGGAGCGAAUCAAAUCUCAUAAACAAAAAAAAAGUGGGUUCGGGUCGAUUCGAACAAGGAGCCCAGUGACCCUAGCCCUUUUUAAUUUUUGACCGCUACGUGUCGAAGACCCUAGUCUUCUUCGUUCCGAGCGUGGAAAAAGGCCGACAGAAGCAACGCGUUGCCGGCGCACAAUCCAAGCCGCCGAGACAGACUAGGCUAUUCUCUUGCUCAUACUAGGGCUCGUUGUUUCGUCGCCCUCGCCUUCAACACAUUCACCUCCUACACUCUUCUCUGUUUAUACAUAAAAGAGUGUCGAGGAAGGAGUUUGCUGGAUGGCGCUUCGGUUUGAGGUUCUUGGGAGGUUCAACCGUGCUCGAGCUGCCCAACUGACACUCCCUCACUUUGUGUGCCAGACACCUCUCUUUAUGCCUGUAGGCACACAAGGGACAAUAAAAGGUUUAACAACCAACCAGCUUGAGGAAAUUGGUUGCCAAAUAAUACUUGGCAAUACAUAUCAUUUGGCACUUCGCCCUAGUUCUGAGCUGAUCGAUGAAUUGGGGGGUCUCCACAAAUUUAUGAACUGGCCAAGAGCACUGCUUACAGACUCCGGCGGCUUUCAAAUGGUGUCAUUGUUGCAUUUAGCUGACAUUACUGAAAAGGGUGUAACAUUUCAGUCACCAGUUGAUGGAAAGCCAAUGCUCUUAACACCUGAGGAAUCAAUUCAAAUCCAAAAUAGAAUUGGUGCAGAUAUCAUUAUGGCUCUUGAUGAUGUAGUGAAAACCACCAUUACUGGCCCACGAGUUGAGGAGGCUAUGUAUCGCACUCUUCGUUGGAUAGACAGAUGUAUAGCAGCCCACAAGAGACCAGAAGAGCAGAAUUUAUUUGGUAUUGUACAAGGUGGUUUAGAUCCUGUGCUAAGGGAUAUUUGCGUAAGGGGCCUGGUAGAUCGGAAAUUACCUGGCUAUGCUAUUGGUGGUCUUUCAGGUGGUGAAGAUAAAAAUUCAUUUUGGCGUGUUGUUGCUCAGUGUACUGCUGCCUUGCCUGAGGAUAAGCCUCGAUAUGUAAUGGGUGUUGGUUAUCCAUUGGAUAUUGUAGUUUGCAGUGCUUUAGGCGCUGACAUGUAUGAUUGUGUUUAUCCUACUCGUACGGCUCGGUUUGGCACAGCUCUUGUACCUGAGGGAGUACUGAAACUCAAACACAAGGCAAUGGCUGAUGAUACUCGUCCUAUUGAUCCUGCAUGCAUGUGUAUGGUCUGCAAGAACUAUACAAGGGCCUAUAUCCAUUGCCUUGUUACAAAAGACGCAAUGGGAUCUCAGCUUCUGUCAUAUCACAAUCUGUAUUACAUGAUGAAGCUUAGCAGAGAUCUCCACUCAUCAAUAAUACAAGAGAGAUUUCCAGAGUUUGUAUGCGAGUUUCUGCAGAAAAUGUUCCCCAAGGGUGACGUCCCUGAAUGGGUUUGCAAUGCCAUGGAAGUUGCUGGAAUUGAUAUCUCUUGCUGCUGUGCUCCAUUCUCCUCAUCCCAAGAUUAGAGUUCUUAACAUUUAGACAUGAAGGAAGAAAGUACAGUGAUAGGCAUUUUUACAGGGUUCAACUCAAAGGAAGUUGACAUCGAAGAAAUUUUAUACACAGGUGAUGACAGAGCGGCAUAGAUUUUGAUAGAGCAUAUGCUGCUUCACUAGGAACUGAACCUGAUCGAGAAAGUUCAACUGUUUUUUGUUAAUUAAUUACUAAUUCUUGUCAGUAAUGUAAGUUCCCUUUUUUUUUUUCCUCCUUUCGACCACUUCCUGUCUGAAUAUUAUUUAUAAUAAUUUAAUGAAUGACAUCAGUCCCAAGUCCCACUGGCCUUUCUAAUUGCCAGUAUUGCAUCCAAGGGAGUUAGCAAGUAA
Molecule: messenger RNA, 1944 nt
Organism: Vitis riparia (riverbank grape)
Lineage: Eukaryota; Viridiplantae; Streptophyta; Magnoliopsida; Vitales; Vitaceae
Product: queuine tRNA-ribosyltransferase catalytic subunit 1-like
Exons: 16
Coding region: 391-1587 (398 amino acids)
Cellular component (GO): cytosol
Molecular function (GO): tRNA-guanosine(34) queuine transglycosylase activity
Source: RefSeq, a predicted model, not a curated record